Anisakis simplex (herring worm) is the source of this 642-nucleotide messenger RNA. NCBI's taxonomy places the organism in Eukaryota, Metazoa, Nematoda, Chromadorea, Rhabditida, Anisakidae. The record is from the annotation of a GenBank genome assembly.
AUGGGUCUUUUGGGGAUUUUGAGAAAAUUCAAGAGUCAGCCUGGCAAGGAACUGAGGAUACUACUUUUGGGCUUGGAUAAUGCAGGUAAAACAACCAUUCUCAAAAACUUAGCCUCUGAAGACAUCGCACACAUUACUCCAACACAGGGUUUCAAUAUCAAAAGUGUGGUAUCAGAUGACGUUAAAUUGAACGUUUGGGAUAUUGGUGGACAACGUAAAAUACGACCGUAUUGGAAGAACUACUUUGAAAAUACCGAUGUUUUGGUCGCUGAUUUGCAAACUUUUUUUUUUCUUAAAUACAAUAUUGUACAUGACGAGCAUUCACCGUUUUUCUGUCCAAAAAAAAUAUACGUUAUCGAUAGCAGCGAUCGUAAACGCUUUGAUGAAACAGGCUUGGAACUCUUGGAACUGCUUGAAGAAGAAAAGUUAAAAAGCGUUCCCCUACUCAUAUACGCUAACAAACAGGAUUUGGUAACGGCGGCUAAAGCAAGUGAAAUUGCUGAAGGUCUUCAGUUACUUUCGAUUCGAGAUAGGUCAUGGCAAAUUCAAGCUUGUUCAGCAGUAACCGGUGAAGGGAUUAGGGAUGGUAUGGACUGGAUUUCGAAGAAUCUGAAGGGUCCUACGUCAAAGUCUCUAAAAUGA